Vitis vinifera (wine grape) is the source of this 2324-nucleotide messenger RNA. Its product is annotated as protein CHROMOSOME TRANSMISSION FIDELITY 7. The record is from RefSeq and is a predicted model, not a curated record. Gene Ontology annotation, molecular function: protein-lysine-acetyltransferase activity. The transcript is spliced from 7 exons. Gene Ontology annotation, biological process: mitotic sister chromatid cohesion. NCBI's taxonomy places the organism in Eukaryota, Viridiplantae, Streptophyta, Magnoliopsida, Vitales, Vitaceae. Gene Ontology annotation, cellular component: nucleus; chromatin. The coding region runs from base 108 to 2036 and encodes 642 amino acids.
AACGUUAUUCACCUGUUUUAAAUUAUCUCCUGUUGACUGAUGGUGGUGAGCCAGAGUGUUAUGAUGAAGCCUUGCAAGAUGAGAAUUCAAGCAAGUGGGAGUUAGCCAUGAAGGAUGAGAUGGAUUCCCUGUUGGGGAAUCAGACAUGGGAACUGACUGAAUUGCCAGUAGGAAAGAAGGCUUUGCACAACAAGUGGGUAUACAGAAUAAAGAAUGAGCAUGAUGGUAGCAAACGUUACAAGGCCAGAUUAGUGGUUAAAGGGUUCCAACAGAAGGAGGGCAUUGACUACACAGAGAUAUUUUCUCCAGUUGUGAAGAUGUCAACAAUUAGACUUGUACUUGGAAUGGUGGCUGUAGAAAACUUACAUCUUGAGCAGUUAGAUGUGAAGACAGCAUUCCUUCAUGGUGACUUGGAGGAAGACCUUUACAUGAUUCAGCCAGAAGGGUUCAUUGUUCAGGGACAAGAGAAUCUAGUCUGCAAACUGAGAAAGAGCUUGUAUGGCCUUAAACAAGCUCCUAGACAGUGGUACAAGAAGUUUGACAAUUUUAUGCAUAGAAUUGGGUUCAAGAGAUGUGAAGCUGAUCAUUGUUGCUAUGUUAAGUCCUUUGACAAUUCUUACAUCAUAUUACUGUUGUAUGUGGAUGAUAUGCUUAUUGCAGGGUCUGACAUUGAGAAGAUUAAUAAUCUGAAGAAGCAAUUGUCCAAACAGUUUGCAAUGAAGGAUUUGGGAGCUGCAAAGCAAAUCCUUGGUAUGAGAAUCAUUAGAGACAAGGCUAAUGGUACAUUGAAACUUUCACAGUCAGAGUAUGUGAAGAAAGUUCUACGCACUGAAAAGUGCGAACCGGAGAAGUCGACAACUUUCUCGGUACAGAAAGGAGGAAGGGACGCACGAAGCGGCGCCGUUUUGAGGAUGCAAACCAAGAUCAGCUCCUUCUUCAAGCCCUCUUCUGCACCCAAAUCACCUCCAAUUUUCUACGACGAUGAUGAUGGGGACAAUGAACCGACGCCGUUUUCUGACAAGGAGGAACCUCCCAUUUUCGGCGGCGACGACGAAAUGGUGUCGUUUUGGGAGAAGGAACCAGAGGUCGUCAUCACCUACAAGCGCAGAGCUCCGAAUCCAGAUAGGGAAAAAAACGAGACAGAUGGUGGUUUGAUCGCUGAAACCAUGAAGAAACCCAUUGUAGUGGAUUCACCACUCCCCAACAGAACCCUCAAUAAGAAGAGAAACUAUGCUCAGUUCCAUUUAGAGUUGGGCCAGUCUGAUUUCCUUCUGCAUUCAUGCUCUACAUGUGGGCUUAAGUAUGCUCCUGGUGAUGAAGGGGACGAGCAAGUUCACAAGGCAUUCCACAAGAAUUUCACCCAUGGAAUUCAAUUCAAGGGUUGGCGCAAUGAGAGAAUCAUUCGUAUGCCUUCAACUGGAGGGGGACGAAUUGUUUUGGUAUUGGAUGGCGACCCUCCUGCUCAUAAGAACAAGGUCCAUGAGGUUGUAAAGAUCAUGGAGGUUGAAUUUGGAGGUGGAUGGAUUUUUCAUAAGAACUGUAAGGCGUAUCUAUUCAUUUCCUCCCAAAGGGUUGCUGGCUGUCUAGUUGCAGAACCAAUACAAAAAGCCUACAAAAUUCUCUCGUCCUCACCGGAUGAAAGAUCUGAUGAUACUAGCUCAAAGGAAGCAGGACCGAAUUCAAACAAACUUCAGUUUGGGACCGUAAAUUUUCAGAGAGAAGUCGUCCAAAGAGCUCCUUCUGUUAAUAGCCGUGAAGCAUUGGAUGGGACACCCAAUGGACCUAUAGUCUGUGAGAAGGAAGCUGUACCUGCUAUCUGUGGCAUUAGGGCCAUAUGGGUCACUCCCUCCAACAGAAGGAAACAUAUUGCUAGCCAACUUCUGGAUGCCGUGAGGAAAAGUUUCUGCAUGGGGUUUGUCCUCAAGAGCUCUCAGCUGGCAUUCUCUCAACCAACAUCAGCUGGAAUGGCAUUGGCUUCCAAUUAUUUUGGUUCAGUAUCUUUCUUGGUGUACAGGACCGAUAAAUCAAUCUGCUGAAUGGUAUGAAGAAACACAGAUUAUUAGGUUGAGCUCCAUCAAUUUUGCCAUUGAAUGUUUUCUCAUUCUCAUUUUCAUCCCAAGUAAUAGAAGAUUGACAAGUAACAUGUAUUUAAAUUAAGGUAAAGCGUAAUAAGAGUAACUCAGUGCCUUUACAUUCAACAUAGUGGAUUUGGAUACAUGCAAAAGCAUUUCAGAGCUUCAAAUGCCGCUCUGCAUGAAUGAUGGCUCUGUAUGCAUGUUUGAGAUGACUGAUGUAAAAUGUCAUAAAAGGCUUGGUUUCUUUCA